Anneissia japonica is the source of this 3213-nucleotide messenger RNA. RefSeq names its product protein FAM214A-like. The transcript has 14 exons. The record is from RefSeq and is a predicted model, not a curated record. Lineage: Eukaryota; Metazoa; Echinodermata; Crinoidea; Comatulida; Comatulidae. The coding region runs from base 401 to 3160 and encodes 919 amino acids.
ACCGCUACGUACCAUAACAGAACGAAAACAGUUGCUGUAUCCAGUUGUCAACUUUAUCGAAAUAGUAUUCAACAGUCAAUGUUUCACCUAUUUUGAAUGACCAUUUAGUCUCAAAACCUCUACAAAUAUACCCGACAGUUUGCAGAUACUCAAAUCAAGUUAUAAGGCGCAUUUCGAAAAGAAUAACCCCCAGCCAGAGUAAUACAAAAGCUGUUAAACUAGUUUAUUUUGAUCAAUUCAGAGAGUGGCCAAUGCAGGCUUAUCAAUACCAACGAGAAAACCUUUUUAUGAAGCGAUUGAAGAGGUUACCAGUACAAGAAGGUCCUAGUUCUGUUGGUUAGACAAGUGCUAAUAUCAUCAGUAUAUUGUGCAGAGGUGGCCUAGACAGACAAAUAUAAAAAUGGAGGAAGGAGAGCCAGAUCCAAAUGAAUUAUUUGCCGACCUUGGAAUGCUCAUAGUUGAGGGUCGAAAACCUGAGGAUUCUAUCAAGGGUCGCAGGGAAGGCGAACAUUGCCCUCCCUUGAUUGGCAUGCCGUUACAUCAGUGCAUCCCAGGAAACACAAAGUGCCAUACUAUGAACAUGGUGAGGUCACAUAUAAACUAUAUGUUUAACAACAACAUCCCGAUGUCCAUCGAGGUGCUGCAGUACCCUGACUGCUGCCAGAGCUCUCUGGAGGAGGUUGCUAUUGGUGCGGAUGCAUCAUUCAGCUCUGAACAACCAUGCCUUCUACUAGAACAGUGGAUCAUUCAAGUUCUCCCAAGGAGGUCUUUACAUUACCAUCAGUCAAGCAGAAUGCUACUACAGGCGAUCAGGUCCUACCUGCACUUCUCUCAGCUCAGCUCUUGGCUAAGUAUGAACAGUGGCAAAGAACCAAAGAACAUUACUUAUAGAGUAAGUGCACCUGGAGAAGCCUUCCCUGCCAACUUUGUCAAGAUUCCCGAGGUUCAUUCUUUUCCUGCUGUCAACAUCACCAAGUCCUCCUGUAUUCGGGUCAGCGUGGCCUACCUUCCACGACAGCAGCAAAUUCCCAUCAUCCCCUGUGGUGUUGGACACAAGAAAAUGAAAUUCUCAUGUCAGCACUCUCAGGAGAAACCUUUUGAUAAUUCAGAAACACGUUUCCAAUCAGAACAGGGAAGGCAGUUCAGAUGCAAGCGAGGAAGUGGUCGCAAAUGUUUUGAGAAACGGACUCGUUUCAACGCCCAUAGUGAAUAUAAUGUGGGACAUAGUUCAAGGCAACAGGAGAAGAAUGUGCACAAACUUGACCCAGAAUCUUAUCAGAAUGCCAAAAAACACAAGAGAAAAUGCAAUGUACCAUUAAACACACCAAAAAGAACCGUUGGCCAUAGAACACAAGAGUGUAAUGAGAGGUUUGAUAAGUCAGUAAAUUGUGAGGACCAGAGAACACGAUCUGUUAAUAUAAUGCCUUAUAGGAAUAUACCUGACAAUAAAAGUAAACCUGCCUAUAAAGAUGAUACCUGUCCACCUGUAUUAUCUCAAGGUGUUGAAACUGAAUUAUCUUCAAAGGAACUCAGAACUCAAACAGGGAUAGACACGUCAGAAAACUGUGUAAUUGCUAAUAAAAACAGAAAUGUGUUAGAAGAUAAAGGGAUCUAUUUUGUAGCCAAUUCUGAUGAUGAACUCCAGAAUGAGUCCCCACCACUUACAGAACUUUUACCAUCAUGUAUUAAUGAGCCUGAAACUGUAUCAUCAAGCUUAGAUAACAUCCCUGUAGUACAAUGUGACUUGCCUGUUGUACAAAAGGUUACAAACGUGAGUCACAAUAUUAUUUCACCUGUGAGCCACACUUCUCUGACACAUAAGCAGUCUUCUUCCUCUGCAACAGAGAGUUUUCCAUCUCAGAGUAGUCCUCCAGGAGAGAGCCAAUCUCCACCACAGUCUGGUUCACCAGGUGACUUCAAAAGCACUACUUUCAUCAACAGUGUGCAAAAAUUAGUUUCUGAUAUCAAAACCAAACUUGACUUUGCUUCUGAUGAAGAAAUGUCACCCUCCAUCUCCAGAAGUAGUCCUACCAUUAGUGCAAUAAAUUUGGAUCAAAAUGCUGAAUCAAAACAAUCCAUGUCGGAUUCACUUAAGCUGAGUAUGAAAAGAGGUAAUCAGGCAUCUGGACAAGCCUUCCAUUCAGAUCCGCAGACAUCCUUCCAGCCUGCACCAGAGAAGUCGAGGCAGGAACGAAAUACUCCAAGAGGCUUUAUACCAGUCUUUACAAAAAGUAAAUCUUUGUUUAAAAGUGUUAUUCAAAAAGAGCCGACACCGAAACCAGCAAAUGAGAAUUCAUUUGAGAGGAGUAAAACUUGGUCCAGUCCUGAACCAAAACGUCACCACAGUCGUUCCAUAGACAGUUCUGGUAGUUAUAUAUUUAAUCCACGAACAGGGUUACCUUUGAAUUCAAGCCCAGCUCCUAUGAGGAAGACAAAAGAGAGUACAGAUGAUUCAUCUCUGAACAGUAGACCUACAACUAUGCUUAAAAGUUCUACUUCAUGUAAUGACCUAGGUCACACUUUGACCCCAAUGAACCAGUCAACACGUGUACUCAGUACUAGUGCUCCAGCUUCUACAAGUUGCCUACUAGGAAGUUUUGAGGAAUCUGUGUUAAAUGGGCGCAUGGAGCCCCUAGGAACAAUUGAAGGGUUUUCUGCUGAGAUUGGAGCUAGCGGACGCUUCUGCCCCUCGCAUGUUAAGCUUCCUGUCACAGCAUUCUUCUACAGUGUAACUGAUGAUGACCAACCAUCGUCUUACAUGGGGUAUGUAAACUUGGAAUCUAUUGGGAAACGAGGUUAUCAUGUCCCAGCGCAGGGAACAAUUCAAGUUACAUUAUUUAACCCAAAUGGCACAGUAGUCAAAAUAUUUGUGGUUCGCUAUAAUCUGUCUGACAUGCCGCCAAAUUGCCAAACAUUCUGCCGACAACGAGUCUUCUACAUGCCUAGCAAUGCCAACAUCAAUGACGAUUGUGAGAAGGAACUCCGAUAUUUACUGCAUUUAAGGUUCCAGAGCUCAAAAUCCAGUAGGAUCUACCUCCACACUGACAUUCGGAUGAUAUUUGCCCGCCACCGACCAGAUCUUGAGUCGGGAAUUGCAACAUAUGAACUCCGGUCCUUCACCGAGAUGCCCUCCAAUCCCAGAUUCUCGCCGAAGAAAUAGAGCCUCGCCAUACAAAACAGUAAUACUACUUAAUGACAAAAUAUACACAAAAA